Oxyura jamaicensis (ruddy duck) is the source of this 616-nucleotide messenger RNA. Its product is annotated as mitochondrial dicarboxylate carrier-like. Lineage: Eukaryota; Metazoa; Chordata; Aves; Anseriformes; Anatidae. Bases 80 to 475 code for a protein of 131 amino acids. The record is from RefSeq and is a predicted model, not a curated record. The transcript is spliced from 7 exons. Gene Ontology annotation, molecular function: oxaloacetate transmembrane transporter activity; thiosulfate transmembrane transporter activity; sulfate transmembrane transporter activity. Gene Ontology annotation, biological process: malate transmembrane transport; succinate transmembrane transport; oxaloacetate transport.
GGAUGGGGGGCUUUGGGAGUCCGUGACCCUGACGCCUUCGCCUCUCGCCCCUUGCAGCUAUUCCCAUGCCCUGGAUGGCAUGUACCGCGUCCUCCGGGAAGAGGGCUUGAAGAAACUGUUCUCAGGAGCUACGAUGGCAUCCAGUCGAGGGGCCCUAGUCACUGUUGGGCAGCUUUCCUGUUAUGACCAAGCCAAGCAGCUGGUUCUCACGACUGGGUUGCUGUCAGACAACAUCUUCACUCACUUUCUGGCCAGCUUCAUUGCUGGCGGAUGCGCCACAUUCCUGUGCCAGCCCCUGGACGUGCUCAAGACGCGCCUCAUGAACUCCCAGGGCGAGUACCGGGGUGUCACCCACUGUGCCAUGGAGACUGCCAAGCUCGGGCCCCUCGCUUUCUACAAGGCAGCGUCCAUUCCCCUUCUGAAACGGGGGCUGUGGGAUCUGACCCUGGCUUCUACCGAGAUUCUGCCUUCGUAGUGGGCUUCGUUCCCGCUGCCAUUCGGCUCAUUCCUCACACCGUCCUCACCUUUGUCUUCCUGGAACAGCUGCGCAAAUACUUUGGGAUCAAAGUGGUCACCUGAGGGAGGGCUGGACCCUGCCUCGCCCUGGGGGUGAGCG